UUCGUCUUCUUUUUCUUGUCAGCUAGUUACGUCAUAGCUACGCAACCAAUAUGGCGACACAGUAACCCGAACGAGAUGAUUUCAACGCAAACAAAAUGAGGCUUCAGCUUUGCUGCUUUGGAAUUCGGCGAAAGUGUAUCAUUUUUCCACUCCUGCUGAUCCUCUUGAUCGGAGCAGCCUUGACAGCUCUGUUGCCCCCUGCCGAGGAGCAUGGAGGUGUUGCCGGGGUCCUGGGGGUACUGCGCAGAGCAGCCCCGCCAAAGGGAAACCCUGCUCUGGGUGAACCUGCAGAUGCCCCAGAAGAGAAGUUUACCAUCAUCAUCCAAACCUACAACCGCACAGACAUUUUACUUAAACUCCUGAACCAUUACCAGGCAGUGCCUCAUCUUCAGAUGAUCAUCGUAGUUUGGAACAACAUCAGGGAGCAGACUCCGGCAAAGCUGUGGGAAUCCCUGGGUCCUCAUCCAGUCCGGGUGGUCUUUAAAGAACAGGCGAGCAACCAAAUGCGCAACAGGCUACAACCGUUCUCUGAGAUUGCCACCAAUGUUGUGUUAAUGCUGGAUGAUGACACCCUGGUCAGUGUUCCUGACAUCACUUUUGCUUUUUCUGUGUGGAAGCAAUUUCCAGACCAAAUAGUUGGAUUUGUCCCUCGGAAACACGUCUCAACAGCUGGAGGAGUUUACAGUUAUGGCAGCUUCGAGCUGCAGAAUCCAGAAGCGGCUGGAGGAGACAUGUAUUCCAUGGUUCUGAUCGGUGCUGCCUUCUUCCAUCAGCGCUACCUACAACUGUUCCAGGAUCAGCCUACAGAAGUACACGCCCUAGUUGACAAAACCCAAAACUGUGACGAUAUAGCUGUGAACUUUGCUGUUGCUCUGUAUUUAAUAAAACACUCAAAUUCAGGCACAGUCCGCAGACCUUCAGGGAUCUUUGUCAAGCCUGUGGACCUGCGCAACCUUGAGAAAGAUGCCAGCAGUGGAUAUCAGGGAAUGUGGCAUCGUCCUGAGCACCUUCUCCAGAGAUCGUACUGUUUGAACCGGCUGGCGCAGAUCUACGGGUUCAUGCCGCUUUGCUACUCCAACCUCAUGGUUUCCCAGUUUGGUUUCCCAAGCUAUGCCAAUCACAAGAGUAGGGGAUGAAGAAGUUACAAAUGGAUGAUUUGGGCUGAAGUAAGAGAUGAGACUGUUGAGGAGUUUGGUAGACUUGUUUGAUUGCUUAACGCUCCUCAUGCUAAUCAGCUGAUGCUUUUUGUCUCGUGUGAUCCGAAGGUAGUUCUCAUCGCAGGAUAGUGAUGACAACACAGACUAGUCGGAUGUAAAAAUUUAUUCUUGAUAGAAUCACUUGCUAAACUGCAAUUAUUCAAAGGGAAUAGUAGGUUUAAAAACCUGAGUUAUUCAUAUACAGGUAUUUAGUUAUUUCUUUAAAAAAAUGAAAUUUAAUACAGGUCCAGAAAAUUAAAGGACUCUGUCCUAUUUGUGAAACAGUUAAAAAUAAAGGAAUACUUUAUUCACUCUUAAUGAGUUAGCGCCACAGAUUUAUUCCCCAUCUCAAUAAUCAAUGGACAAAUCUUGAUUGGUGUUACAGCAAUCAGGAACUCCUUAUAAUUACUGAACAACUUUUUUAAAGUUUCCAUUGCUAUUUUCAUGAUUUACCUUUGGUGAUGAGCUCCAAGUCUGAAGUUGGUGGGCCUCCUUUCAAUUAUCCUAAUCAUUCUACUUGCAAACACUAUAUCCAGGGAAGAAAAACAAUUACCAAAAGUAUGAAGAAUUUUAGGCUGUAGCCAUUUGCUAUAUCUGUAUAUAGCAAAUGGCAGUGUUCCAUUAAAAAAUCUUAAAGUCAUGUUAAUUACUCCAAAGGUGUAAAGUUUCUGCUCAUCCUUAGUUGGGAGCAAGUCACACAGAACAUUAGGAAUAUAUUGUGUUGUAGCAAUAGAGAUAGCAGAAUGUAAAAAUAAAUAAAAUCAGCUUUACAAAAGAGGAGAAUUUGAUUGGUUGUUUUAACUUAGAUGUCAUUUUAUGUCAAAGAAAAUGUAUGUAUUCAGUGAUAAUAAAAAGAAAGUCCAUCCUUUUCAGAUUCUAAGAUUUCACUUGUCAAAACAUUGCAACAUAUGUUGUUGUGACUUAGUCUUAAAACUGGGCAAAUACCACUUCUGACAAAUGACACUAAGACAGUAUACACAAUGUAGCAAAACGUCAAGUUAAAUCUUGCAGUACAACAACAGUUACCCAAAAUCAAAUGUUAUUUUUGUUCUCUGUCCACAAGAUGGCUGUUGGCAGCAUAAUUAGAACAACACAGAACAAAUUUGGCCUCUAAUAAUAAAGAUGGCAGAACCAAUCCAAAACAUUCAUCUGUGCAAACAAAUAUAAAUCACGUUUGUUUCAUGUGACUGGACAGAACUAUGGUUGGUAGUUCAUUAACAAAUCCAAACAAGAAAAAAAGUUCUGUGCAUCAGAGAUUAUACUUUUCUAUGUUUUUAUUUUUUAAACCCAGCAAUGACGUUUCUAAAACUUAUAUCAAAGCUUUAGAAUGAAACAAACUGCGGUACCACGCUUUAGGAAGGAAGCACCUAAAAUGCCAAUAUGGCCCCAUUAAAACAAACCUUUAACUCGCUGUUGAAACUGAACAGAUUAGAUGUUUGCAUAUUUUAAUAUUUAUUCAUGAAAAAUAACAACCCACUUCAGCAAAUGGAAAACAUCCAGAUCUUUUCCAUGACCAGAGAAUUCCUGUUGGUAAAG
Gambusia affinis (western mosquitofish) is the source of this 2732-nucleotide messenger RNA. It is a transcript of the gene extl2, whose product is annotated as exostosin-like glycosyltransferase 2. Gene Ontology annotation, cellular component: membrane. NCBI's taxonomy places the organism in Eukaryota, Metazoa, Chordata, Actinopteri, Cyprinodontiformes, Poeciliidae. The coding region runs from base 96 to 1136 and encodes 346 amino acids. The record is from RefSeq and is a predicted model, not a curated record. The transcript is spliced from 5 exons. Gene Ontology annotation, molecular function: glycosyltransferase activity.